This is a messenger RNA of Aspergillus pseudonomiae, 536 nucleotides long. RefSeq lists its product as uncharacterized. NCBI's taxonomy places the organism in Eukaryota, Fungi, Ascomycota, Eurotiomycetes, Eurotiales, Aspergillaceae. The transcript has a single exon. The coding region runs from base 187 to 471 and encodes 94 amino acids. The record is from RefSeq and is a predicted model, not a curated record.
CGUUGAUUCCAACCAUUGAGGGAAGGCAAAGGCAAAGGCAAUGCCUGGAGAGAACCGGCGCUUGCUGAGUGUUGACCACAAAGGUCCGAUCAGAGCCAAUCAGCGACACCUGCAGGUAAGCGCCGGCGCUAGACUGUUUUUGGGCGAGAAUGGAGACGUUCCCCUCCGACGGUCCGCCAACGGUUGAUGAUUGGCAGCGGGGCAGGAGAAUGUGUGGGGACGACGGAUGACGUGGGAAAUGUGACGAACGGCGAACAACCUGCAAGUCGGCGCUACGCUCCUAUUUUUGUCAUCGGCAUGUUGGGACGGUCUCUCUGUCCCUUGACUUUCUUUUCUUUUUUCUUUUUUCUUUUUGCUUUUUGCUUUUUUCAAUUGCGAUCCCACUUGUUGGAUCCUUCAGAAUUGUCCCAACCAAUAGAAUGUAUGAGAAUAUCGCACUUGCUUAUGUGGUCGGUUACCGCCGUCCAAUGAGGUGCAUCAUCACACAAUUAACCCUGCAUUGCCGCCGUGAUAUCAACUAUCGAAACUGGCGAUAG